Molecule: messenger RNA, 858 nt
Organism: Echinops telfairi (small Madagascar hedgehog)
Lineage: Eukaryota; Metazoa; Chordata; Mammalia; Afrosoricida; Tenrecidae
Gene: CIST1
Product: putative protein TPRXL
Exons: 4
Coding region: 1-789 (262 amino acids)
Source: RefSeq, a predicted model, not a curated record
AUGGCGGUCUCGCCGCCACCGCUGCUGCUGCUGCUGCUGCUGCUGGUACUGGCGCUGCUGUUGAAAUCCGACGGGGCUCCAGUCACCGUCGCCUCUACAGAUAUUACAACUUUGUGGCGCUUGGGCCAGCCGGUGGGGGCCUCGCCUCCCAACCCUCAGCCAGCUCCCAAGGCCUCCACCCUCAGACCCACAGGGAGCAGUGCCACCCUCCACCCUAGCACCCACCAUUCCCAGACUGACCCCAGCAGUUCAAGUAGAGGGGAAUCUGCCAUCGCCCACCUUAGUACCACCAGUUCCGGGGACACGUCCGUCUAUUUCAGCCCCCCAGGUUCAAGGGCAGGCUCCACGCUCGGGAGCCCUCUAAGUCCAGAGACAGUCCCUACCUCCCUGCAGCCAGAGAGGAUCUCCCACCACAGCUCGGGCCCCCCAGUUCUGAGCUCCUCCCCACCUCCCACUGCUGCCACCCCAAGAAAUACCUCCAUGACCCUACCCUGGGGUCCCACGCCCCUCAGCACCCAAACAGAGCCCUCCUCCACAACUUCCGUCACCACCUCCCAGACGGCCUCGGCUUCGGGCCCCACUCCUGGUGGGCCCAGGGCGCCCGAGCUACAGAGAAAUCCAGGUGUAGUGGUGGCAGUGUGUCUACUGGUGUCCGUCCUGGUCAUUGGUUCUGUGGUCAUGGCCGUGCGGUGUUGCCAGAAGAAAGAGUCCAAGUUCCGGAAGCUGGAUGAGGUUUCCAUGGGCGUGCUGAGCGAGAGGUCUUCCUUUGCCUACCCCCUCCCGAAGUGAUCGGCAUGGCUGGCAGAGACGGGGUCCCUGGGGAGGGGCAGGGCCUGUGAAUAAAUCACUCACCGCUCA